AUGCUUUCAUCAAGAGUUGUUCAUAGAAUUAUUAUUGCAACAGCUGGUGGUUUAGCUUUGGUUCAUACUGUACCCAACAUUUAUCCUAGUUUAGUUGUCAAUUAUUAUGGAUUCAACAACGUUGAAAUGCCACAGAAAAUUGAAGAUAGUUAUCAAGUCGUUGCCAAGAACAUGGAUUUAUACAAACGACACAAGGUAAAACUGUUUAUAAACAAUGGAUCAAGUAGUGUAUCGGCAGGUACGACUUUAUUGCCUGGUGCUGCUGUUAUUGGUGUAUCGCGUCUUUUUCUUUACUCUAACGUCACUGAACUGUCAGAAUCAGGGCUAACGUUUGAGGGGAAGAAAAUUAAUAUGACCUCCAAAGCUGGACAGAAAUUAAGCCAGUCUUUGCUAUUUGACGACGACGAGUUGAAGUUCAUCUUAGCACACGAAAUAAGUCAUUUAAAACAUCUAGAUUUUUUAACCAACUGUUUUCUUCCACCAUGCUGGUUAUAUUUCACCUAUAGAGCAAUCCUUGUUAUCUCAAAUUACUCACCUGCAAAUCUCGUAGCAAAAUUACUUCUUCAGUUUUCUUUGUCGAUUUUAAGUUACUGGUUUUUCAACCACAAAAUGUCUGACUUUCAUCACAAACAAGAAUUUUCAGCAGAUAAGAAUGCAGCUUUAGUUGAUGUGAGUUAUGUAAAAGGUGGGAUGAGCUUGAUGUUAAAAAGAAUGCAACUAAAUCAAGCAUUGAGAGCUCUCCAUGGUGAUGUUGAGAAGGAAUUUUUUUCCUACGAAGGAAAUGAUCUCAGAGAUUGGGAACAUCCAAAACUCACUGAACGACUACGAAAAUUGGAAGAAAUAUAUGUACAAAAGUAUGUUGGUGUUCAAACAAACAUUUUACAUGAAAAUUUAAAAUCAUAGAAUCUAUACCUUUCGAACCAAAUAAAUCAAACUUUAUUUCCACCAAAUA
Xenia sp. Carnegie-2017 is the source of this 952-nucleotide messenger RNA. RefSeq lists its product as uncharacterized. Gene Ontology annotation, molecular function: metalloendopeptidase activity. Gene Ontology annotation, biological process: proteolysis. Lineage: Eukaryota; Metazoa; Cnidaria; Anthozoa; Malacalcyonacea; Xeniidae. The coding region runs from base 1 to 903 and encodes 300 amino acids. The record is from RefSeq and is a predicted model, not a curated record. The transcript has a single exon.